AUGUUUAAUAGGAUUUUAAAUAAUAAUGUUUGCAAAAAAACACUUUUAAAUCAAAGUUUUAAUUUAAUAAAUAAAAAUAACUUCAAAUUUUCUUUAUAUAAAAAUAGUAGUAAUUUUAGUGGUGUUAUAUUAAAUAGUAAUAAUAAUAAUAAUAAUAGGUUCUAUACAUCAACUACCAAUAAUAAUAAUAAUAAUAAUAAUAAUAAUAAUCAAAAUGUAAUAACAACACCAACAUCAACAGCAACAAAAACUACAGAAUUAACAGAAUUAACAGAAUCAACAUCAUAUGAUCCAAAUAAAUUAGGAGGUGGAAUUGAUGAAACACUUAAAAUUAAUUUAGAAGAUUUUAAACAUGUAUUGGAUCCAGAGAUGGUACCAAUUACAGGAUUACCAUCAUUUAUUGAAGUUUGUUUAAAUCAACUUCACCAUUUAACAUCAUUACCAUGGUUAGUGAUUGUACCAGUAUUUACAUUAUUCAUUCGUUCUGCAUUAUUUCCACUCUCAAUUAAACAUCGUAUAAAUUCAAUGCGUUUACUUGAAAUUAGACCACAAUUAGAUAAAUUUAAAGAACAACAAAAAAUCAAUAGAAAGAAUAAAGCAUCAAUUCAAGUUCGUGCUCAAACUUCACAAAAGAUUACAACUCUAUUAAAAGAAAAAGGUUGUCAUCCAGUUUUAUCCUACAUUCUACCAAUGGCAAAUUUACCAUUUCUAAUUUCCUCCAUAAUUGCAUUCCGUGAUAUGGCUGCAAAUUAUCCUUCACUCAAAGAUGCUGGUAUGCUUUGGUUUACCGAUUUAUCUCAAAGUGAUCCAAUUUUUGUUUUACCUGUUAUUUGUUCUUCACUUUAUUUAAUUGCAACUGAAUUGGCAUUUUCAAAAAAUACAAAUCCAUUAAUGGUAGCACUUAAAUGGGUAUCAAGAGGUAUGUCAUUAUUGUUGAUUGCAUUUAGUCCAACAAUUCCAAGUAUUUGUUAUUUAUAUUGGAUACCAUCAGGAUUAUUUACAAUUGCACAAUCCCUUGCAUUCAAUUCAAAAAGAGUAUGUAAAUUUUUAGGUUUACCAAUAUCAAUUAAAAGUGGUGAUUCAGUCAUUAGUUUAUUUAAUGAUGGAGAAAAUAAAAAACCUGAAAUUAAAUAUGCACCAGAAUUACCAUCAUCAUCAAAAUCUAAACCAAUAUUUAAUAAAAAGAAAUAA
This is a messenger RNA of Dictyostelium discoideum AX4, 1191 nucleotides long. RefSeq lists its product as hypothetical. The record is from RefSeq and is a predicted model, not a curated record. The coding region runs from base 1 to 1191 and encodes 396 amino acids. The transcript is spliced from 2 exons. Gene Ontology annotation, molecular function: membrane insertase activity. Lineage: Eukaryota; Evosea; Eumycetozoa; Dictyosteliales; Dictyosteliaceae. Gene Ontology annotation, cellular component: membrane.